Solanum tuberosum (potato) is the source of this 1407-nucleotide messenger RNA. Its product is annotated as E3 ubiquitin-protein ligase SGR9, amyloplastic-like. Gene Ontology annotation, molecular function: ubiquitin protein ligase activity. Bases 60 to 950 code for a protein of 296 amino acids. Gene Ontology annotation, biological process: ubiquitin-dependent protein catabolic process. NCBI's taxonomy places the organism in Eukaryota, Viridiplantae, Streptophyta, Magnoliopsida, Solanales, Solanaceae. The record is from RefSeq and is a predicted model, not a curated record. The transcript has 2 exons.
ACACUUUCACCAAAAACUCAAUUCCUUUUACCACCAAUAAUGCACAUGAUCCCAUAAAAAUGAUGGAACAUCAAAAAUCCUUAGAAGCCAUAGUCAUGGAAGUUCUUUCUACCUUAACCCCUCUUCAACUCACAAAAUUCACCCACCACUUCUCCUCCCUCUACCACCACAACUGCCACCGUAUUUUCUCUCUCCUCUCUUCUCCCACCCUCUUCUCCCUCACUCUCCACCACCUCAACUCCCUCUCCCUCCGCCGUAAAUCCCUCCUCAUCGCCCGCCACCUCUUGUCUAAAUUCGCGAUUUUAGCUUACUUCGUGGAGAAAAACACGAUUCUACUACCAUCACCAUCAAUCACUACCAUGAGUCUUCGGGAUGUGGAUGCGGUUUUGAUGCUCUUACUACUAUGUGAAUUGCGCCAACAUGAGCCUGGGGCGUUGCACAACGCCCCACUAUCGUGUUGGCGCAAUAUUCUUCGUGACUAUAUGGCUAAGGACAUGUUGAAACUAUCCGGUAUUGAAAGUUGUUGUAGUGAAGUGAUAAUUAAGUUCAUUGAGCUAGUGGCUAAGUGCAAGAAUUUUGUUAAUGUCAUGGCUAGCGAUGGUGGUGACCAGGGGCGGAGCUAUGGAAUUUCUAACUCCGUCACUGGUAAUGAUGAUGAACGUAAAGACAAGAAGAUGUUAGCGGCAUCCGUGGCGGUGGUGGUGUCGUUGCCGUCAUCUAACGGUGGUGGAGAUGAUCAAUGUGUGAUAUGUAAAGAAGACAUGAAAUUAGGGAGAGAUGUUUGUAAAUUACCAUGUGAUCAUUUUUACCAUUGGAAAUGUAUAUUGCCUUGGUUGAAGAAGACAAACACUUGUCCAUGUUGUCGGUUUCAGUUACCGUCAGAUGAUGUUUUUGCUGAGAUCCAACGGUUGUGGGAUGUUCUGGCUAAGAUUAGUGGUGGUGCCACGUAGUUAAUUAAUUGCAGCCAGAAAAUUAAAUUAGUGGAUUAAAUUGUAGUAGCUAUCUUUUUCAGCUUAUCAAUAAUCCAAAAAAAUAUCUGUACAAAAUUUAUUGUUACAAGUGGAGUACUCUUUUUUCCACUUAGAACACGUGGCAAAUGCAUAGAUAUACAUGUUUUGUCUUAGUCAAUCAUGAGUUGUGGACUUAGACGGAAAGCACGACACGAAUCGCAAGCGCGUAAGCAUAGGUUUUUUGUUUCAGCCUUCUUUAGCCACUUUCGAAUCUAUCGUAUUCAGAAAAGCUUGUUUCGUGCCGAAACAUUUAGCAAUGUCAGCAGAUUGGUGAGGGCUGGGUGUCUGAGGAUAGGUUAAGGCAGAGCCUACUGGACUUAAAAUACCAUGAGCAGCAGGAUGUUGAGGUCCGAAUUAGGCUCACUCUUUGAUUAUAAAGAUCUUGUAGUAACGGAUU